AUGGAAUAUCCUAUAUUAACUCGAGAAGAAGCCACCAUUGGAUGGUCAAAUGAAUAUGUGAAAGCUUUGGUGAUAGAAACAGUUAAUGGAAAUGUAAGUUUUCACAAAAUAUCGAGUUAUUUUCAAUAAUGAAUCAAUAAUUAUUUAGAACAUUUCUGACAAGUUCAAAAGCUCGAAGAUCGAAAAUAUCGAUGAUUUGCUGGAUAUUUUAUUCGAAGACGAGGAAAGUACUGUUUUCGAAUUAUUCAAAAACAAAGAUAACUUGCUCAACAAUCUUAUUGCGCAGCAAAUGUUUCCGAACCCAUUUCUCUAUUUUGGUUGUAAAAUUAACUUCGAACACCGUUCUAUAUCGUACUUGAGUUCAAAAAAUACGAUGUUUUUCACAAAGCAUGAGGCACUUGGAAGUUUUUAUGCUAUGAAAUUCAAAGGAAAGAUGUCAUUUCUAAUGAAAUUGGUGAACACGUCUGUUAUUCGAAAAAUUGGAAGACAUUUGAAUGAAACAAAUCAAAGCAAUGAUAUGAUCCCGAAGCAGAUAUUUGAUAAACAAAUGAAGGAUUUGAUUGAAUCGUAUGGUCGAACUGCAUAUAUCUUCGAUGUUAUUGAUUUGAAAUUUGAGAAUUUCAUAACUAUUUUCGACUCGAAAUACGACGAUGACUUGAUCUCACAAGUAAAUACGCUACUUCAUCUGGAAAAUGAAAUGUUGCCAUUAUCUGCGAACAAAUAUGAAUAUACAAAUCUUUAUAUGUCUCUCGUAUCAUGGAAAAAUUGUGUUGAAAACUUUUUCAACACAGCUGAUUGGUUUCACAAAAAAUAUGAAGUUCUUCGAGGAUUUUUUGAAAAUGAGAAAAGAUGUGAUUCAAGAACAUUUUUCAUCGCGAAAGAAGCGGAGAAUGUGCUGGAUAUUGUGAUGAAAAAGAAAUACUCGAAACCUUUUCCAAAAGGUUUGUUAAAAAUUUUAAUUUAAAAUACAUAAUGAAGCUUUCAUUGGAGAUUUUCAAUGAACUAAUAUAAUUUUGCAGGUUUGAUUUCAAUCGAAAAUGAAGAAGAACGUAAACUUGGAAUUUUAAAAGUUUUGGAAUUGGAAACAUUCAAAAAAAAUCCUGAAAAUUUUGAAAUUAUCAGAUGACGAUGUUCAUCUCAUCUCCAUUCCCAUCCAAGUUUCAAAGUUUCGUUGUUCGCAUCCGAUCUCAACUCCUUAUGGAACAUAUUGUAAAUUGGCAUUCUACGCAUUUCGUAAUUUUUUCGAUGAAGUCGCAUAUGGUUUGAAUUUGUUUCGAAAAGGAGGAUUGAAAAAGAAGAAUUUGCCAGACUCAGAAAGUGUCCUGACAGCCGUCGGCGAGAAAAUCUCGCCAGCUAGCACGCGAGCCGGCAGACGGCCGUCCAUUUCUCGCAUUUUUCUGGCGAGACCUCGCCAGUUCUCGCUGCUAGCUAGCGCUUGCCGUUGUUUUUGCAGUUCAUAG
Messenger RNA from Caenorhabditis angaria, 1460 nucleotides. Lineage: Eukaryota; Metazoa; Nematoda; Chromadorea; Rhabditida; Rhabditidae. The record is from the annotation of a GenBank genome assembly.